AUGCGCUUCUACGAGGUUUUGGCGGCAUCGCUCGUCGCGCCCUUUGUUGCAGCCCACGGCGGCACUCCCGGAGCACCAAAGAUCUUUGGCCUAGCACGCGAUGUUGCGGAUCUGAAGACAAGGAAUAUUUUUGGAGGUCAUAACCACCGCGCUGCUGGACAUGGUUCACCUUUGCAAGCACGUCAAGGUGGUGCGGACGGCCGAUGCGGGAAAGAUUUCGGCUGUGCAACUUGCGACGAAGGCUACUGCUGUUCUCCUGGUGGAUAUUGUGGCAAGGGCCAAGAUUACUGUCAGGCUCCCGACAGCCAAUUUGAUUACGGUCCAGGUGCCGAUGCGAACAAACUACCGUCUGGUGGAUCCACACGCAACAUUGCCAGGACGAAGCUCGGAAGCGUCCCAUACGGCGGAGAAGGAAUCUAUGUCUGCGAGAAAGCCGGACAAAUCGCCAUCACUUAUGAUGAUGGGCCUUACAUCUACACCAACGACCUACUGGACAUGUUCAAGUCCUACAAUUUCAAGGCUACCUUCUUUAUGACCGGCAUCAAUCUCUACAAAGGCGCAAUCGAUGAUGCGUCUACUAAGUGGCCGGCUAUGAUGCAACGCAUGGUCACCGACGGACACCAACUUGCUAGCCACACCUGGUCUCAUCAAGAUCUCAGCGCCAUUACCUCGGCGCAGCGUUACGAGCAAAUGAUCAAACUCGAGAUGGCAAUGAGCAACGUAGUUGGAAAAUUCCCGACUUACAUGCGUCCGCCGUACUCUUCUUGCUCUGAAGCAUCUGGAUGCCAGAAGGACAUGGCUGAUCUCGGGUACCACGUGUCCUACUUUGAUCUCGAUACCGAUGACUACAAUAACGUCACCCCAGACAAGGCUCAGAUUCCCAAGGACAACGUCAAAAAAGCACUUGAUGCCAAGAACUCUGCGACUGACGACUUCUUGGCCAUCGCCCACGACAUCCAUUACCAGACUGUGCACAAUCUGACUGGAUACAUGCUUGACUUGAUGGUCAAGAAGGGCUACAAGGGUGUCACUAUGGGCGAGUGUUUAGGUGACCCGGAAGCCAAUUGGUACCGCAGCAGCGGAAGCGGCAGAGUCGCUACCUCUUCCGUAUUUACACCACCAGCUUGCGCUUCCACCCGUGCUUCGUCUUCGGUAGCCGCUAGCCGUACUUCCAGCGGCGUUGUUGCAACACCCACUGGUGUCAGCCAGGACUCCUCUUGUGGAUCAGCUGUCGGCCUAACCUGUCUUGGGUUUGACCAGGGCGAGUGCUGUUCACAGCCACUGCGGUACUGGAUGUCAAAGCGGUUUUGGCAAGUGCGAUUCAUCGUCGGGCUCGUCUUCGGUCGUUGCUUCGUCUGCUGCCUCUUCUGCGAGCGCAGCGCAAUCAAGCUCUGCUUCAACCCCUGCCGCCUCGUCCGCAAGCGCACCGCGAUCAAGCUCUGCAUUACCCCCUGCUGUUUCGACGGUCGUGUCGUCGAGCACUAUCUCCUCUGCCGCUCGUUCUUCUUCUGUCCCAUCAAGCUCCACCGUCAAGCCGAGCACCACUAUCCAAACAUCGACCCGCGCGUCCUCCAAACCGACACCAAGCCCCACCCCCGCUCUUGUGGCCUCACCCAACGGCACGUGUGGUGGCUCUAA
Messenger RNA from Parastagonospora nodorum SN15, 1638 nucleotides. RefSeq lists its product as hypothetical. Bases 1 to 1638 code for a protein of 545 amino acids. The transcript has 3 exons. Lineage: Eukaryota; Fungi; Ascomycota; Dothideomycetes; Pleosporales; Phaeosphaeriaceae. Gene Ontology annotation, biological process: carbohydrate metabolic process. The record is from RefSeq and is a predicted model, not a curated record. Gene Ontology annotation, molecular function: hydrolase activity, acting on carbon-nitrogen (but not peptide) bonds; chitin binding.